UCAACGGUUAGCGACAAACAUAUAAAGAUAACGCGCCGUAUACAUAGUUAGAUGGGAGUACUAUUUCGUCGUACAAAUAAAUGACACGCAAUAGUGAAGAACCAAUAAAAAACGAGGCGCAAAUACGUGUUUUUUUAUAAAUUAAGUGGUCAAACACAAAAACAUUUCCUCGUACAUCAUUUGUAACGGUUUGCAAAACAGUCGUGUGUCGUAGCAGUGUGUGAUAACGUGAAAAUCGAAUGUUUUGAUGUCGCGAGGCAUGACCACGGCAUGACUUCCAUGCCCUGCGUACCUACGGAAGGGCGUGCGGUGCGAAUUACGUUUACUAUGAAUGAUUUUAUCUCUUUCUAAACUCGAGUGUCUGUGAAUGACCGAGUGUAACAGCGAGCGUACCAAAUUAUGGAUUGAAAUAGUGUUUGUUGUUGAUGUAUUAUGAUUAUUUCGCAAAGAUAAGAUUUUUAACAUUAGUGUUAUCGUGUUGGUGAGGAAUCGCCGCAGUUCUGCCCACGGAAUAAAUUCUUAUGGUACUACGUCGGAUUCGUUACGCCGUUCGAUUUAUCAUAACGAGGUACUAUUUACGCACUAUAUGGUGAUUAUUUUAAGUAUUUUUAGUCGUGGCGCGUGUCCGCCGACGGUGUUUUACUAUUCGUCGUUUAUUAGGGUGACUUUCAUCAUUGGUGUAAACAACUUCAAGGUUAUCGGUUGGCAUGUGCCAGAGUCGUUAGGUGCGGGACUGGGAUGCAGGAGUGAUGUCGGCGGUGGGAGGCGGGGGCGCGGGCGCCGUGGUGCGCCAAGGGCAACUGCGGAAGCUGAAGACGAUGAAAAAGAAGUACUUCGUGCUGCGCGCGGAGACCCCGGAGUGUUCCGCCAGGUUGGAGUACUAUGAGUCGGAGAAGAAGUUCCGCGCGGGAGUGGCACCACGCAGGGUGCUGCCGCUCAAGAGCUGCUACAACAUCAUGCGGCGGCUGGACCUCAAGCAGAAGCAUGUGAUCGCGCUAUUUACGCGAGAGGAGCAGUUCUGUGUUGUGGCGGACAAUGAGCAGGACCUGCAUGCCUGGCUGACUGCCAUCCUGAAGCAGCACCGCAGUGACGACGCCAGUGAUGAGCUGCUCCAUCCCAUACAGCAUGUGUGGCAAGUGAACGUUCAGAAGAAAGGCCUGGGUGCGACGAAGAACAUCCAGGGCCUGUACAACCUGUGCCUCACCGACAAGACCCUCACCCUGGUCAAGAUCAAGAGUCACAAUAACGUGAUCAGCGAUCUUGGUCUACUGGAGCGAGUUGAAUAUUCCUUGAAGAACAUUCGGAGAUGUGGCGAUUCCGAGCGUUUCUUCUACAUGGAGGUGGGGCGGCAGACGACGACCGGCGCGGGAGAGCUCUGGAUGCACACGGAUGACUCCAACAUCGCGCAGAGCAUGCACUCCACAAUAUACCAUGCGAUGCGUGACUGUGCAAAAGAGACGGAGAAUGAACGCGACCACAUCGUGUUGCCGAAGGGGCCCGGCGACAACGCGUUGCCGGCCCGUCGCCAAUCGUACUCCGACGGCAGGGGCCGGGCCGGUCUCACUAACGAGAAGGGCCUGUGCGUGGGCUCGUGCAUUAGACAGUGCGUGUGCGCCAGCGCCACCUACUCCAUCGACGAGCCGCCCCUCGCCCCGCCGCCGCUCAACGCCGACAGCCAGAAUAACACACUAACAGACAAAACUGACAACCCGGUUCGCAUCAUCAAACAUCAUCGGACAGAGUCCCUUCCAACUGGGUACCCUCUCUUCCAAGAACCUCUGAAGAUCUCACACGGAAGGACACGGUCUGAGCCUUUGACCGGGGAAGAAGUAGAUCGCGUGCUCGUUGAGAAAGGGGUGACGCACUCCUCGUGCAAAGCCAUCAAUGGAACGGACACACUGCCUAAGAAGACGCAGUGGUCGAGGCGCGCCUCGACGGGGACACGGUUACAUAAACUGUCGCCGGCUCAUACUAAGAACGCGGAGACGUUACGGAACCGAUGUGUUAGUAUGCCGUCGAGGGCGUGUUCAUCGUUCGAAGUGGACAGACCUUCGUCGAGAUACCCUGAAGUUGAUGGCCUGGAAGUGUCUCGUGACGAGACGGACGCAGUGACGGACUGGUACCGAACGCCGCGCAUUCCCGAGGAACCAGACUGCUGCGACAUAUCUAGAGACCCUAUGAGCUUGUCCCUAGCGGGCGCGGGCUCAGUGGCCCACUCGCGCACGUCGUCGGUGGGCGAGGCGGGCGCCGGGUACCUGCCCAUGGCGCCCGGACACGAGCCGCUCGCGGGGCUCAUCUCCGCCUCCAGCGGGUCCCUCUGUAGCGGGACCCCCUCCACGGACCCACGGUUUAGUGAGUACCAGCUAGAGCCCGCCACCUCCCACAUCGGGUUGGAGCGUCCCCCGCGAGCCUACAGCGUGGGGUCCCGGCCGGCCGGGGCCCCCGCGCCAGAGGCCCGCCACCGCGCCUACAGUGUGGGGGCCCGCGCACGGCCCCCGCGGCACCCUGUGCGACCCAACACGGACGACCACAUGGAGAUUGACUUCUCCAAUAAUUCCCCCGCGAACAGAGUGAUAUCGCGCACCCCACCGACGGCGUGCUUCGUGGAGCCGCGACCGAAGACGAACGUGGACGAGUACGUGGACAUGUCGCCGCGCAACGCGGGCUACGUGGAGAUGCGGCCCGGCGAGCCCCGCGCGCGGACCCCGCCCGCCGUGGCGCCGGUGACGCCGGCCGCGCCCGCCACGCCGGACGGGUACGUGGAGAUGCACUACGGGCGCGCGGCCACGCGGCCCAUCGCCAUCGGCGCGGCGCGGCCGCCGCCGCCGCUGGCCGCGUCGCCCGACGAGCGCCGGCGCCGCGAGCCGCGCACGCCGCACGGCUCGCAGACGCUGUUCGACAUGUCGCUGGACUCGCCCGCGUCGCCGCAGGACGCCGACCCCGACCUGCUGGACGAGGACCCGCCGCACCACCCGCUCACCACGGUGCGCGAGAUAUCCGAGGACGGCCGCCGGAGCCCUGACAUUGUGCCCUGCGCCGGAGCCCCGCGACGGAGCCCCGAAGUGUCGGUGUCUCCGCAGUAUGUGACGUUGGCCCUGACGGCGGCGCCCCCUAAGACGCCGGAGCCCUGCGGAGACGAGCUGUCCUGUAACCCCACCGCUAAUAAGACUAUCGCUAGGGUACCUGACCCUAUCGAAACUAGAGUGUGCACGGCGGAGGGUGGGGGCGCGGCGACGCUGGUGGUGGCGGGCGGGGGCGCGGCGGCGCGGUUCGUGGGCGCGGCGCGGCCGCUCAACUACGCCGCGCUGGACCUGGAGCCGCGCCGCGCGCUGCAGCCCGCCGCGCCGCGCCACUACACGCAGAUCGACUUCCUGCGCAGCGAGAAGCUGCACGUCGCAGACACGUAGACCCACCCACUGGGGUCGCGGACCUACUCGUAAGCUGGGAAUGUGUCAAAUUAAUGCGUCAGACUGAACCUUUUGUCGCGGUUUUGAUUGGACGCGUCGAUGAGUCGAAUCUUUCGCUUUUCAUUUUACGCACGAGCUUUAAUUUUCUUGUGGAAGAGUGCGAGACUUUAAAACUACAGUAUACCUCACCUUUUAUUCGUUUAUAAACUAUCAAUACCCGUGUUAGUUUGUUCAUUGGUUUUCCUAAGUUAUAAUAGUAGGUUCGACUUAUCGACGGGUCCAGAAGGCACGCUGUGCGUUAUAGCUGCAGUGUUGAUGGAUCGCAUACGAUCGGCGUGCACGCCGCAUUUAUAUGAGCCGCGCCCAAACUCGUGUAUCAGUUACUCUUGACUACUUCAACUCAUUUUUAUAUUGCUCUUCAAAGAUAAUUAUGCAUUAAAAAACAAUUUAAUUCACCUUCCUAGUGUUUUAACUUCAGUUCUAUCUCUCAUGAACUUUCUUUUCGCAAUAGUAAUUAUUAAGCAAAUAUCAAAACAUAUAGUCUCGCACUGAGUUUGGAUAUUUGCUAUGUUUUUUCACCUUCACUUAAGAAAAUACGUUAUUUUAAUUAUACCAUUAAAAACUCUACUAUCAACUCUAAUAUCACAAUAAGAUUAACUGAUACACGAUGUUGGGUGCAAGUAAUGAGAUCACCGCCGCUUUAUCAUUCGUCGUCAGCCUGUACCUUAGAGGCAGUUCGGUAGUGUAUUAAACAGAGCGAUAUCCUUCACUAUUAUUUUAUAGGCCGGACUAGCACAUGUAUACUCAAUACAAGCACAUCAAGCUACUCUAAACUGGUUAAUACAUUUUCAACUUUAUGUCAAAGGAAUAAGGUUUAAAAUGUAUUAAUGAAUGUGUGUAACUUGAUUUGCAACAUACAGUAUGACAUGUUCUACGCUCGCCUGCAACUUGUAUUAGACUCGAUGUCGCUUGCUUCUGUUACUAUUUAAUAGUACACAUUAUUUUGUUAUUAAUUUUAUUCUUAUUACAUUUUUAUUAUUAUUGUUAUGAGACUUCAGUGAUACGUUUGUAUAGCAAACAUAUAAAUAUAUGAUAAUAUGACACUAAGAAAUUAUACUAAGUCUAACUCCAAAAGUUUUCACUAAAUUAAUUAAUACAUUAUCAUGUUAUUUUAUUGAUUUGUAAUUAAAUAUUUAUUUGUUAGAUGUUAGCGUAUCUCUCUAGUACAAUCGCGGAUAAAUCAUUACGGAAUAUGAUGAAAUGUAAAAUAUUCGUGCACGGGGAUGUUUGAGUGAUGAGUUGUCGCGUUGGUUCCGCCGUGAAGGAGUUUAAGUAAAUAUAUUUGUAAUUAUUGUAAAGCCAGGUUGUGAGAGAGGCCUACCAGUAGUUGGUACAAUACACGAUUUUGUUCCGAUGACAUACUACCUACUGUGUUCUUAGAAUACUCUGUGCAAUUUUAAAAACAUGAUAUAAAUGUUAUUUCUACAUUGUUAUUGUUUGUUACCUGUAGCCUUAGUAUGAGUUUGGUUUACGUUUACAAUAAUCGAAACAAGAACGCGUUCGGCGGUCUGAUUGGACGGCUCUAAUAAACCAACCAAUCAGAACGCCGAACGUGCUCCUGUUUCGAUUCCUUUAAACGUAAAGCAAACUCAUACUAAGGGUACUGCAAUAUUGUUCCGUUCGUCGUUAUUCUUAUAUACGUACAAAAUAUAUUUAGACUCAAUUAUUACUACCAAUGUUGAACGCCAGUUUCAAAAACAUUGACUGUUUUUAGAGAAUAAUGAAACUAACGUUCACCAUUCCACCGAUUUUAGUAUUUAUAUGAAAUUAAAAAAAUAGUUAUGUCCUAUAUUUGAUAGAACAGUGUUUUUAAUGAAUGUGAAAUAAUCUCGAACGGAACAUUAGGUUUGUAUGUAAUCGUGUGUAGACGAUUGCGUAUCGAGCCGGCACUCAAGUUAGACAAUGAUAUAUAGACUAUGUUGUUUGAACUUGCUAUUUUGCUAUAAAAAAUUUAAUGCGGAUGCAGAUCUUCGCUAAUUGUUGUAUUCCCGGAAACACCUGAAUCAUUGAAUCGUAAGAACCUUAAACAAUGCACUUGCAUUUUGUACCUUGUUUUAAGGAAAUAGGAGUCAUGUAAAAGUACUGAAAGUUAUAUUAUUAAUCCAGAUAUUGUAUGUUAAAAAACAUUAUAUAACUAAAACAUACUGUUUAUUACAAUCGCAGUUAAAAGUAACUUAAUCUUAUAUAUUCCCCAUAUUUUACUUAAAUAGCAAGUUCAAAGAACAAACUUCGUAAAUUAUGUGUUCAAUACAAAUCUGUUUUUAUCUUAUGACUACUGUUUAUAUCUGAAGCGAAUAUAUAGGAAUAUUUUUAAUCAAACAUAAAAUUGUCUUAUAAACACGUACAUAAGGUCGAUAUUACAUAGUUAUUUUUAUGAAUAAACCAUAUUUUAGCCGUUCUUGUUAUGAAGCUUCGCGAUGUUUUAAAACUAAUUGAAGUAUAUGUACUUUGUUUACUUAUGUAUCUUUGUUAUAUUAUAUACAAAUUCUACGCUAAAAUUGUUCCCCUUCAAAUCGUUCAAAGAAUUUCUUUUCUAUCUAAAAUAAAGUUAGUAUUGAUUUAUAAACAUGUUAAAAUAUUCAUUAUUCUGUUUGCAACAAUAUUUCUUUUUUACAAUGUGUAAUUUCGCAAGACUGGUCAAUUUUAGCUAAUGUUCUGCUGAACUAGCGAAGCUGUAAUAACAAGAUAGCGAGAUAUCGUCUCCUAGAUGAAAUUAUAUCGUAACUGACUACUCAGAGACAGGCGAUCCUAUUGUAGUUCAAUUUACAACGUUCCCAUUAGAUAAAUGCUGUUAUAACGUCUGUGUGGUGAGAAAAGUAUAAAGUAAUCUUCAUUAUUGAGGGAAACUAGUGGGGAAAAGAUUCCUAUACUUAUUUUUUCAUGUUAACAAAAUGGUUUCAAUUUCAAGUCCAUUGAACUAGCAACUGAUCCUACUUACUCUAUAAUUAUCUUUAACUUCUCUCAUCACACAGCCAAUCCAAACAAAGCGCCUCACAAAAGUAACAAUUGAGAUAAAUACAGAAUGUUCAACAUUCCGACUUAAAACAAUCGACUAGCCUCCUGUGUUCAACCUCCUUAAGCCAUAGCGUAGUAAUAGACAAGCUUCCUUCGCCCGCGCUCGACCUAAAGUAAUGGGACCUGUAUAAACGUGACUGAGUCAACACCAAAUUUUAUAUUAAAAAAAAAUGUUAUUUAUUCCCGCGUUAAUACAAAUAAGCGAGCGAAAAGUCUUCGACAAACGUGAAACGUUAGGCUUUUCACUUUGAGGGUCUAGUGUGAGUUUAUUUUACGUUAACGAGAUCGACACGCUUAUGACGUGCAAUGCUCUGAUUGGUCUGCUACAGUUAACCAACCAAUCAGAGGUCUAAACGCGGUAACGUUUUGAUCGCGUUAACGUAUAAAAACCUGCACUAGGUCCUCUGAUUGUACUGUUACAUGUAAGCUUUAAGUAUUGCCAGGUGAAAUCAGCACAAGUUUCUGUUUAGUGUUAUAUUUUAUCUCGCUUUGGGAUGCUGUUUUGUGUUCAAUGUGGGGGGUUUCUUUAUAACUAUUCAAGGAAGAAAUUACAUGAAUACAGUGCCCAGUUUUGUAGAUUAAUUCAUACCCUAUGGCUGAUUUUAUAGCUAAAUUGUUAUUAAAGAACGCUCCCACAGUAAGACGUUAUUCCUAAAGCCGAAACGAUAUUAGUCCCCAUUCAUCGCUGUUAUCAACGUUGUAUUUAACUGAUCGUGUAGUAGUAUAGUACAAUUUGGCAAGGCCACUGUUUUACAUUUUUGUACCUAUUUUAAUGUUUUUUAGAACGAAAUACUCGCUCUUUGUUCGAGCGGAUGUCUGUAAGCUGGUUGAGAGUUGAAAGCAAUCAUUAGAUGAUUUGAUUUAAGUCAUCUGAAUGACUUUGUGGCGUAUAUGGCAAUCUUUAUCACAAUAAAGACUCUAAAAGAUGUUGCCAGUACUAAAAACUAGAAUCCUACCUUAUAAUUUUUUAAGUUGACCGAAGACUUUCCUUCUUUAUAAAUACUUUUUAUUCAUGAUCCCCAUUUAGACAUAUCUUUAUAAUCGAACGAGACGUCUCAGCCAGCUGUUUGGAUAAGCCUAUCCGCAGAUUGCUAGUGCCACCUCGCAGUUACGUAGUACCAUAUUUAGAUACAUAUUGUAACACUAAUAUAUAUAUAUUGUAUAUUAUUAUACAUUUACUUUAUUCCACUUAGUAUAAGAAGUGUUGAGUUUAACAUAGGUGUAAGGAUAGACGGGUACAGCGAUAGCGUUAUGUAGGACAUUGGAUACAAUCUCCUUUUAUAAUAUGCCCGCAAUAAGCAAUCUUCCAAGGAAUAUUAUUACUUAAUACUACUCACAUAAAUGUGUUUUUUGCGUGUUCGUUGUUCGUUCAGGCAGGACGUUAGUCUAAUUGAAUUAAUAUGAUGAAAUCAUAUACUUUUUUUUUGUAAUUUUGAUCGCAAAUACAGGAUAUUUGUAUUGUUAUAUAUUUUAAAGUUGGUACUGAGUGUACAAUACACAUUUUUUAAAAUAAUGUUAUGUCCUGCCUGCACUCUCGAGCAUGCUGCUCCAGUAACUAAAAGCAAGGUCACAAAACAGGUUCAGGAUAAAUAGAAGCCAAGCAUAUUCUAAAAGGAGCUGUUGGCUACAUUUACAUUGGUGAGACUUGUAUUAUGUGACAUCGAAAGCUAGUGUGAAUGCGGCCUUAUUUUAAUAUAUUUAUAAAUAAUUAAAUAAAAUAUAUACAAAAUAAUUUACCAAACUCCGCGUGUUACGUCAUGACAAGAUGCGAGUUGUUUUUUUUUUAAGAAAUCUAUACUAGUCCCAUUGCAAGUUAAACAGAAUUUUUGCAUAAAAAUGUUCCUGUAAACGGCGUAAAGGUUUUUAUAAGGUUUAAAUGUAAGUUAAACUAUUGUAACGUCUAGAACAGUUUGUAUGAUAGUGGUUUAGUACCUGGGAUGAGUCGCCAUGCUGCGCUGCGACGCUUGCCGUGACGUCACGCGUCACGGAGCGAUCACCACACGAUGAGGCAAAUUCUCUUGUUUUGGAAAUGGAAAAAAAUAUAAUUAUAUUUUUUUACAAAUGGUGCUACCGAUUUGUGUUUUAGUCGAUGAUAGCUUAGCCGCUCCUACUGCCAUGUAGAUAUGUGAAGUAUCGUUGCGGGCGCGUGAGACGCGCGCGCAUAUCACAAUCUGUUAGAUAUAGACAUCACCACGUCAGAAGUAGCUGUAGUCAUAGCUUUUGUAACUUGCAACGUUGUUCGCGGCCUGCCCUUGUAGCGCGGCCGGGGCCCAGCGACUAUACAGGCCGGGCCGCCCGCCACGCGGCCCCGCCCGGGCCCCGGCCGCCGCUACAAGUGAGUGCACUAUGAAGUAUCACAAUGUCACUCGUUGAUCGAUGCGUGCCACUCGGUCGGCGUGUCCGCCGUUAAAUUAUAUUAAAAUAUCUAAAUCUAAUUUCUUUGGUACAUUAAAAAUUUUGUUUACUUUCAUAUUAUUGUAAAUAAAAAGAAAAAUAAAAGCUUUGGAUUUGCGCA
Molecule: messenger RNA, 8997 nt
Organism: Spodoptera frugiperda (fall armyworm)
Lineage: Eukaryota; Metazoa; Arthropoda; Insecta; Lepidoptera; Noctuidae
Gene: chico
Product: insulin receptor substrate 1
Exons: 12
Coding region: 750-3407 (885 amino acids)
Biological process (GO): insulin receptor signaling pathway
Cellular component (GO): plasma membrane; cytosol
Molecular function (GO): phosphatidylinositol 3-kinase binding; insulin receptor binding
Source: RefSeq, a predicted model, not a curated record